AUGAAGGUGAAAGUAUUAUCAACGUUUUCGUACCAAGCGACCGCCUUUUUGACGGUGGGAGUGCCGAUGGCUGCGGUUGUGAUAGCACAACGUGGCUACCUUUUCCUGGAUCGAUCAAAAUUAUCCAUAGACAGAAUCUGCGCGUUGUCUUGGCCUCCAGAGGCAAACUGCGUUGUCGAGUUUAUGCCAUAUGGUCUAGGAGUUCUUCUUCUACUCCUCGGCUCCAAUUUGGCAUCUUUCCUGCUGGAAGCGCCAUCCGAGACGGAAGUCAAGAAUGUCCAAACUCAGUAUGAGCGCCGCCAUGCCAUGAUCGAAGAGAUGGUGGAAGAACUGGAGGAUCAUGACUGGGACUCGGACGAACUUGGGAUGGUGGUAUUCGGAAAACUACGAAGUGCGCUGAUUGAUCUGCUCGAGUUACCUCGCAUCGAGAGAAACACGUUGGAGAAGGGAUUUCAUUUUGCCUGGCUUCUUUUUGAAAAAGAGCUUCGUGUUGCCAUAGCGAAAACAAAGGAGGGUGAAGAGAUUGAGUACGCCAAUGGCAAGAAGCUCGACAAAUUACUUUCCGCUUACGAUAGCUUCUACAGGCUGGCCCUGCGAGGAGGAGCUGCUCAAGAUGCGGCGGACGUUAAGAGAAUUUGGGAUCUUGUGAAGAAGGGACGUCGUGCUCAUCGCACUAUUGAAUUCAGAGGUGUUUCAAAGGCCCUGCAGAUGCUCUGGAUGGUCCGAACUGGCAUCAUUUGGGUUGCAUUGGAAAUGUUGGUGUCCAUGGUCGCUGCAAUGGUUUCGGCGCUGAGUGUCUAUUAUCGAUCAGAGGUACUCGACACUAUUCAGCUCGGUGGCGAGACCUUCUGGGUUGCUUCCAAGGCUAUGGUAUUUGUCGAAUUGACUUCUGCUCUUCUCUUGUUGCUCGCAAAGACCCUGAAGAUCCGUGGUGGAGGUAUGGUGGCUCAUGAAGUCAAGGUCAAGUAUUUUAAAGCACUUAUUGAACAAGAUUUGAGCUGGUGGGCUGUUAUGGGCAAGGAAGAGGAAGAACCGAAGUGGGAACUCUUUAGCCUCGACCGCGAGGUGAAAGACUUUCUUGAAAUCCCGCAAGACAUUGCCAAGAGCGCCUCGACCGUGGCUACUCAUUCUAUUCUUGUCCUGACCAAGUCGUCAAGAUCCUUCUAUUUUCUCCUUUUCCUGAACUUUGGAAUGCCCAUCCUCUCUUGGGUUCUGCAAAAAGUUACGCACAAACUAAGGCCUAUCCUGAUGAGGGGUUUGGUGCUUCCUUCCUAUGACGAAUAUACUUGGCUCUAUGCCGUUGAUGCAAAGUAUGUUUCUACCUUUCAAUCUUUCGGGCGAAGUGAGCGGGAGUGUCAGAGCUAUGCAGAAAGCAGUUUGGCAAACAUCAAUUACGAAAAGCGCGAGUUCCUCAUCGACGCCAUGGAAGAUCCAAUGCGAGCGAUCGUUUCCACCUCACUUGAUGCUGCCCAGAUCAAAACAUCCGGUGCGCUUGUGAACAGAGGAAAAGCAACUCUUUCGCAGGCUCAAGCUAUGAUGAAAUCGUCCGAGGAAGUUGCAGAAACUACUGACAGGACGUGGAGCCUUUUCAAACAAGUCGUUGAACGAGCCCAGCCGCUCGCAAAUGUGUACGACCUAUGUGUACUGCCCAAGAAAAUCAAAAUGAACGGUGGCAUCUUUCCGAGCCACAAAGCAAAGGGACACAUAGUUUUCAACAACGUGUCUUUCAAAUACCCGAACCGAAAAGUAGCUGUGCUGAAAGGACUGUCCUUUGAAGCUUUGGCAGGCCAAACCUGCGGAAUGACCGGCCAAGCCGGUUGUGGAAAGAGCACUGUAAUGAAGCUUUUGGAACGCUUCUACGAUGUUGAUGACGGUCAGAUUCUGCUCGAUGGGGUUGACAUUCGAGAGUACAAUCCCGAAUGGCUACGUAACCAGAUUGUUGCCGUCUCACAGGAAGCAACCAUGAUUCCAACGACUUUGAGGGAGAAUAUCACCCUGGGAAAGCCCAAUGCUACUGUGGAAGAGAUCUACGAGGCUUGCCGUAUUGCAAACAUUUAUGACGUUAUUACAGAUAAAGACCGUUUCCCACAAGGUCUGCGUACUGAAAUCGAGUGUGUUUCGAACAUUUCUGGAGGAGAGAAACAACGCAUUGCGAUUGCGCGUGCAGUCCUGGCUAACCCCCCUAUACUCCUCUUGGACGAGGCCACUGCUUCAUUGGAUGAAGAAAACCAGGCUCAGGUCCAGGAUGCCUUAAACAAGCUCCUGAAGGGCCGUACAACAUUGGUGAUCGCACACCGUUUGUCAACCUUGCGUAAGGCAGACAAGAUCAUGACAUUUGAUCAAGGCAAGAUAGCUGAAAGCGGUACGCAUGAUGAACUUGUCAACCAGGAUGGGUCUAUUUAUGGCAAGCUUUGGAAUACACAGUUUGGACGCUCGACGUUUGGAUCAGAAGAGCCAAUCUGCAAGCCUAUCCCUGCGGACGAUGACACGAGCACGGAUGACAGCACCGACCUUGAUUGUGAAAUCACUGAUGAAGAUAGUGAACUGUAG
Molecule: messenger RNA, 2550 nt
Organism: Seminavis robusta
Lineage: Eukaryota; Bacillariophyta; Bacillariophyceae; Naviculales; Naviculaceae
Source: the annotation of a GenBank genome assembly